Messenger RNA from Parathielavia appendiculata, 318 nucleotides. RefSeq lists its product as uncharacterized. Lineage: Eukaryota; Fungi; Ascomycota; Sordariomycetes; Sordariales; Chaetomiaceae. The transcript has 3 exons. The record is from RefSeq and is a predicted model, not a curated record. The coding region runs from base 1 to 318 and encodes 105 amino acids.
AUGGAGUCCGAGGCCAACUACGCCCUGGCCAAGUGGUCCGUCAGCCUGAACUACCAGUUCACCUUUGCGCAGAGCAACUCCGUCGAGGAGCUCCAGGAGCGCACCAUGACAAAGACCAUCACGGUGGCGCCGCAUACCAUGGCCGUCGCGUGGGCCAAGAGGGUGGUAAUCCAAGCGACUCGUUCCAAUGGGACCAAGAUCAACAACGACGUCUCGUUGAUUGCUAACAACGAGAUUGACGUGACGGAAAUCCCGGUAAGGUACUUGUACCUCGGUCCUGCUCGGCCCGAAGUCAGCUCCGACACGACAUCUACUUAG